UUAAAGGAGCGUGGGAUGGCCAUGCUGCUUGCUCUCUGGAGUGACUCUACCUUUUUCGGUCUAUACAACUGCGCCUCGGUCGCGACGAAAAAGGCGUCACUGGUCACGUGGAGCAGCGGCGGAGGCCGGCAGCCUCGGAGUGGCGAGGAGAAUCCUCUCUGUAUCAGAAACCCAGACAUCGAGAGCAGGCGGAUCCCGCCUUCGGGCACCGCCUCCGCCGGCAUGGGCAUCAAAUUCCUAGAAGUUAUUAAGCCUUUCUGUGCUGUUCUGCCGGAAAUCCAGAAGCCUGAAAGAAAAAUUCAGUUCAGAGAAAAGGUUUUAUGGACAGCCAUCACCCUCUUCAUAUUCUUAGUAUGCUGCCAGAUACCAUUGUUUGGAAUAAUGUCCUCAGACUCUGCAGAUCCUUUCUACUGGAUGAGAGUCAUCCUUGCAUCAAACAGAGGCACUUUGAUGGAGUUGGGUAUCUCUCCCAUUGUGACAUCAGGCUUAAUUAUGCAGUUGCUGGCUGGAGCCAAGAUCAUUGAAGUUGGUGACACACCAAAAGACAGAGCCCUUUUCAAUGGUGCUCAGAAAUUGUUUGGAAUGAUUAUUACUAUUGGGCAAGCAAUUGUCUAUGUCAUGACUGGGAUGUAUGGAGAUCCUGCAGAAAUGGGAGCUGGAAUCUGUCUCCUGAUAAUAAUUCAGUUGUUUGUGGCUGGCUUGAUAGUGCUGCUGCUAGAUGAGCUGCUGCAGAAAGGUUAUGGCUUGGGUUCUGGGAUUUCCCUCUUUAUUGCCACCAAUAUCUGUGAAACCAUUGUCUGGAAAGCCUUUAGUCCUACAACCAUUAACACUGGCAGAGGAACUGAGUUUGAAGGUGCUGUCAUUGCAUUGUUCCACCUUUUGGCUACACGAACCGACAAAGUCCGUGCUUUGCGGGAGGCUUUCUACCGCCAGAACUUGCCUAACCUUAUGAAUCUGAUUGCUACAGUCUUUGUGUUUGCUGUAGUCAUAUAUUUCCAGGGAUUUCGUGUUGAUCUCCCAAUAAAGUCUGCUCGAUAUCGUGGGCAAUACAGUAGCUAUCCUAUCAAACUCUUCUAUACCUCCAACAUUCCCAUCAUUCUUCAGUCUGCCUUAGUUUCCAACCUCUAUGUUAUUUCUCAAAUGCUGUCUGUGCGGUUUAGUGGCAACCUCUUGGUAAACCUACUUGGGCAGUGGGCAGACGUUAGUGGUGGUGGUCCAGCACGCUCCUACCCUGUUGGAGGCCUCUGUUAUUACCUCUCCCCACCAGAAUCCAUGGGUGCUAUAUUUGAGGAUCCUGUCCAUGUAAUUGUUUAUAUUAUAUUUAUGUUGGGAUCCUGUGCAUUUUUCUCCAAGACGUGGAUUGAAGUGUCCGGAUCAUCUGCAAAAGAUGUUGCCAAGCAACUGAAAGAACAGCAAAUGGUGAUGAGAGGCCACAGGGAUACAUCCAUGGUUCAUGAAUUAAACAGGUACAUCCCUACAGCGGCUGCAUUUGGAGGCUUGUGCAUCGGGGCCCUCUCCGUCUUAGCUGACUUCCUGGGAGCCAUUGGCUCAGGCACUGGCAUUCUGCUUGCAGUUACCAUUAUUUAUCAAUAUUUUGAGAUAUUUGUCAAAGAACAGGCAGAGGUCGGAGGGGUAGGUGCUUUAUUUUUCUAAAUGUCCAGAUAUUAUGCAGCUUGUAGACCUGCAGCCUGUUAGUAAAUACUGCAAAUUCCCCUCCCUCCCCAAGUGCUAUCAGCCCUACUUGUCACAAAAUGGGUAUUGCACAAUGCCUAUGUGCAGCUUCAGUACCAGCUGCCUUAAGAAUCAAAGUUUACAUUGUCUGGGUUUAAAAUACAAAAAUAUACCUAGUGCUGCCUGUAGUGCUGGAAGCCAAUGUUAUCUACCUUCCUCUUCAAACACUACCAUGGAAAGAGUCAAAAGGUGCCCAUUUUGCUCCUGGUGAACACUGCACACUACGUUGUGAGAUUUGAAUGUCUCUGUGCACACUGGCAAAAGAAACAAUGGCAAAGAGUUCCAAGUGGCCACGUGUGAGAAUCCCUGAGUUUAUUUUAAAAAGUACCUACAACUUUUUUUCCUGAAAUCUAUAUUUUACAUGAAUUACUUUUUAUAUGCUAUUUAAAAACAAGGAAAUAUGAUCUCUCCCACACUCCAGCCUCCUGGUGUGUGGUCAGUGUCCAAUGCCUUUGUAAGUCCCAUGCUUUGAAGCUAGGAAGGUGGAUGAGCAUUUUAACCAUCUUGCUUGUGAAUGUGGGGUCUACAGAGGCAUGGAGUGGGGGUAGGGCCAGACGUCCUUGUUCAAGGGUUUGCAGCACCCCGUGGGAGCCUGCUAAAUGUUUUGCCUGUUUUGCCUUAUUGGAAACCCAUGUGUCCUUUUUAAGGGGGGGGUCUGUAUCAUUGAAAUGUCACCCCAACUUUCUUCUUCCAAAUUAGAAAAAGCAAAGGCAUAGGUCUUAAAGCAGAGAAAUGGGCAAAUCACACUGAAAAAAAUUAUCGUCGUGCUUCUUGGCGGCAAUGUAAGCAGUGUAAACAUUAGAGAAUAAACUUAUUUAAUUAAAAUG
This is a messenger RNA of Rhineura floridana, 2558 nucleotides long. RefSeq names its product SEC61 translocon subunit alpha 2 (gene SEC61A2). Gene Ontology annotation, molecular function: transmembrane protein transporter activity; ribosome binding; signal sequence receptor activity. Gene Ontology annotation, biological process: SRP-dependent cotranslational protein targeting to membrane, translocation; post-translational protein targeting to membrane, translocation. The transcript has 12 exons. Lineage: Eukaryota; Metazoa; Chordata; Lepidosauria; Squamata; Rhineuridae. The record is from RefSeq and is a predicted model, not a curated record. Bases 16 to 1653 code for a protein of 545 amino acids. Gene Ontology annotation, cellular component: Sec61 translocon complex; membrane.